Gavialis gangeticus (Gharial) is the source of this 3116-nucleotide messenger RNA. It is a transcript of the gene FOXM1, whose product is annotated as forkhead box M1. The record is from RefSeq and is a predicted model, not a curated record. Gene Ontology annotation, molecular function: sequence-specific DNA binding; DNA-binding transcription factor activity. Gene Ontology annotation, biological process: G2/M transition of mitotic cell cycle; regulation of DNA-templated transcription. The coding region runs from base 66 to 1928 and encodes 620 amino acids. The transcript has 8 exons. NCBI's taxonomy places the organism in Eukaryota, Metazoa, Chordata, Crocodylia, Gavialidae.
UGCCCUCCGGCGGCAGCGACCCCGGGCCCCCGGGCCAGGGCCAGACCGGCAGCAGCAGUGGAGAGAUGACAAGCUGUGCAUUGGACAACAGCCUAACUAACAUCCAGUGGCUGGGAAGGAUGAGCUGUGAUGGCCUGAGUCCUUCCACUGUGAAACAAGAGCUGGAGAAAGAGAACCAGACCCCUGUACAGGUGGAGGGAAUCAAGAUAGAGGAGGAUUCUAGUGCUGUUGCUUCAACCUCCACUUCCUCAUGGCAGGACUCAAUAUCAGAACGGCCCCCCUAUUCUUACAUGGCCAUGAUCCAGUUUGCUAUCAACAGCACUGAGAAGAAACGUAUGACCCUGAAGGAUAUAUACACUUGGAUUGAGGAUCACUUCCCUUACUUCAAGCAUGUGGCCAAGCCAGGCUGGAAGAAUUCUAUCCGACACAACCUAUCCCUUCAUGACAUGUUUGUCCGUGAGACGUCUGCUAAUGGUAAAAUCUCCUUCUGGACUAUACACCCUGAUGCCAAUCGCUAUCUCACGUUGGACCAGGUGUUUAAGCCACUGGAUGCGGGGUCACCAACGUCGCCUGAGCGCUCUGAAUCACAGCAAAAGCGACACAUUUCUGAACUCCAGAAGACUCUGGGAGGCAGCAGCUGCAGCAAAACUGAAGCACAGAAUGCGCGCCGAAAGAUGAAGCCGUUGCUUCCUCGUGUCAACUCUUAUCUGGUUCCCAUCCAGUUCCCUGUAAGCCAGCCUCUUGUUCUGCAGUCCUCUGUGAAAGUACCUCUGUCUGUGGCCCAAGGAGCCUCCCUCAACAGCUCAGAGACAGGUCGGAGCAGCAAGCGUGUGCGCAUUGCUCCCAAGGUCUUGUCGUCUGAAGAGCCAUCCUCCUUCCUGCCUGUGGUGCCUGUCAAGGAGGAGAAUCAAUGUGAGGAAGGGCCAUCCCCAUUUGCUUCAGCCCAGUCAAUGCAGGAGAAUGUCUCUCAGACUGGCAGAGAACCAGCCUCCUUCCCUGAAGCCCUGCACAUAAAGGAGGAGCAUGAGGGCUCAUGUCCUGAUGAAUGGCUUUCCCCACUCCCCCCAGCCUUUUCUAUAAAGGAGGAGCCAGUGCAGCCUGAUGAAGAACAAGGCCUGUUCCUCCCAGUACCACCUGUGAAGCAAGAAAAACACUUCACCAUGCUGAAGUCCCCACCCCGGGGCAUAUCUGACACACUAGUUAUAAAGAGACGGGAAAGGCGGGAAAUGGGCAGGUCAAGAAGGAAACAGCGCCUAGUGCUGCCUUGCUCAGAGGAGCCUCUCCUGGUUCUCCCUGAGAGCAGCAGCUCUGACUCUUUCAGGCUGGCAUCGGACCUUCCCUACCUGCAGGAAACCCAGCCUCUAGAAAACAUGUCACAGCUGAGCUGUUGCCAAGAAGAAGGUGGUCCCUUUAAAACACCUGUCAAGGAGAUGUUCUGCAAGCUGCCAAUUUCUUCCACCCCCAGCAAAGUCCCAGCUGCUACCCCACCAAUGGGGGGGCUCAACCCUUGGAGAUCUGUACCGCUUGCUAAGGAAAACAGCACCCUGGACUUCAGCCCUGUGAGAACACCCCUUCAAGAGAACCUGGAUUUGUUGGGUUUCAACAGCACUCCCUUUAAGAACCCUCUCUUUGAGUCCCCCCGAGAGCUUCUCAAUACAGAAUCCAAUGACAUGGUCUCAGGGCCACUCCCAAGCUCUCCUGCUUCCAAUCCUGAAUCCACCAAACAGUUGUCAUCCCCAGAACUGCCAGCUUCUGGCCUUCCAGAAAACCGCUCACUCAUGGAGGGUCUCGUCUUGGACACCAUGAACGACAGCCUGAGCAAAAUCCUGCUGGAUAUCAGUUUUCCAGGCCUAGAGGAUGACAACCUGGCAACAGAUAUUAGCUGGUCCCAGCUCAUUCCUGAACUGAGAUCGGCUGACAUGAGCUGAGACCUGGAGACUUAUUCUUACACUGCAAUUGAUGCUGGGCUCUACUGAGAUUUGCUCAGAUGGGAUAGGCAGAUCCCAUAGGAUGGCUUUGACUUACAGCCCAUUGUACCCUGUACAGUGUGGAAGUAUCAACACCUGCUUGGUUGCUGCUAUAAGCUCACUUUAUAAGCUGCAAUAGAUGGGGGUCUGGGGCAGGCUGAGACCUCUUAGCUCAGGCCUGAGUUAUUGAAGUUCCUUGUUGAAGGGGAAAACCUCCAGGUAGGUGCUAAAUGGCCCUGACACCCUGGAGGAAGUAAAGACUGGUCCCUCAUAUAUCUGUGGCUUAGAGAAAAGUCCCAGACCUUGUCCUCAGCAACUUAUUCAUCAUAAAAUACACCUUGUUUGCGUUUUUCUUUAGUGUCUUGUCUGUAAGCUUAAUGUCUCUGUAAAUAUUGUACAUUCCUUAAAUUAGUUGUAAUUAUAAAUGUAACGUUAUUCUUGUAGGGUUUUUAUGGGAGUAGAGCUGGGUGGUAAUAGACUUGGCUUUUACUGUCAUCCCCAAACCCUAUUCCCUCUCCCACUCUAAUCUGUUGAGGCCUCAAGAUUACUCUUCUAGGUCGUCUUUGAAUUCAGAAACACACUGGUAUAUAAACCCAUGGUCCUAAAUGUUAUUUGGGGCAGAUAUCUAAAAGAUCACUUCCACAUUCUAUCACGGUGUUUUGUUUUGUUUUUUUAAAUUCUAGGAUCCAGGAAAAAAAACUUGCUCAGUCUUCCUCUCAUAGUUGCAUCCUUCCUGGCUACGGAGGAGGAAAACAGUUUCUCUUAAAUUUAGUUCUGACUUCUCUGAUGCUAUAGCCCACUUAAACAGCUAGCCAGAGUUAUUGCUGCAGCUAAAACUGACUUCUGCUGGAUUGCUUCCAACUGCCCUAAUCAGCGAGACUGACUGAAAUGGUUAAGAGAAUAAUUGCACAGUGAAAUCUCCACUUUAAAAAGUGGUCUCUUGAAACAUGAAAUACACUACUUGUGUUUCUCUCACUGAAGUAUGUAAUAAGGCUGCUGAUCCCAAUUCUCUACAGUUGAUAUAAUAAAAGCAGAAAGUGCCAUAAGAUACCUUACCCUGGUUCUCCUGUUCAAAAACAGCUGUAUGUCACCCAAGCUCUGUUUCUGCCUCCAAUUGCUAUUCACUGUAUAAAGCCAGGGUAAAAAUGC